AUGUCUAAAAUCUCUUCAGAAGCCCCAAACAAAGCCAAUCCAAUUCCUCUAAUAGAACUUUUUUCUGAUUGUAAGACAAUUAAUAAUGAAUUGCACAAGACACCUGAUAAAUUAUAGGCUAUUCCCUUAAAUAUAAGACUAAUAAAUACAACUGAGUAGAAGAAGUCAAAAGCUUAAAGCAAUUAUUUAGUUGGAAGAAAUAAUUAUUAGUAAUAGAAAUACACCUAAUAUACAUGA
This is a messenger RNA of Tetrahymena thermophila SB210, 237 nucleotides long. Its product is annotated as E1-E2 ATPase family protein. Lineage: Eukaryota; Ciliophora; Oligohymenophorea; Hymenostomatida; Tetrahymenidae. The transcript is spliced from 2 exons. The record is from RefSeq and is a predicted model, not a curated record.